AUGAUCGGCUCAUUAACCUUUUGUUUGAUAGGCUUCGCUUUGUUCUCUCCUUUGUGUGCGCAAUCCGCACCACCGCCUAACAUUUUGGUUCGACGUGAAUAUUACAUUGGCGGUCGCCGUGUACCUACCCCCGUUGCUUAUGGCCCUGCAUCCACUGUUGGCGGCGGCAUAGUCACCGUUGUUAUUAAUGACCCUGCAGCCACUGCCGGUGGCGUACCUACAGCCGUUGCUCAUGGCCCUGCAUCCACUGUUGGCGGCGGCGUACACUCCGUUGUUAUUAAUGACCCUGCAGCCACUGCUGGUGGCGUACCUGCAUCCACUGUUGGCAGCGACGUACACACCGUUGUUGCUAAUGGCCCUGCAGCCACUGCCGGUGGCGUACCUACCGUCGUUGCUCGUGGCCCUCCAAUGGUUGCACCAAACCCUAGUAUCGUGCUAGGAAACGGGACCGACUUGAAAGAUUCACUUCGAUAUCGUUCUGCGAUUGACGGUGAGGUUAUCGGGUUAAUACUAGGAGGAGUCGGGGCUUUGAUUUUUGGCAUAGGUAGCAUUUGGUCCAUAUUAAGGAGAAAAAGAAAGAAAGCUAACAAAGUUAAUGAGGACAUAUUUGAAGGUGAAUUCCAAAAUGGAAUGGGACCUAAGAAGUUUUCCUUGGUACAAAUAGCUAAAAUGACCUCUAAUUUCAAGGGUGAAAAGCUCGGAGAAGGAGGGUUUGGUGCUGUUUUUAAAGGGUACUUGACAGACUUGGACACCAAUGUUGCCGUUAAACGGAUUUCGAAGGCCUCUAAGCAAGGUAUCAAGGAAUACGCGUCGGAAGUGAAGAUCAUCAGCAGAUUGAGGCAUAAGAACUUAGUGAAACUCGUCGGUUGGUGCCAUGAAAAAGGCGAACUAAUACUCGUUUACGAGUUCAUGGCUAAUGGAAGCUUGGAUUCCCAUCUUUUUAAAGGUAAAUCCUUAUUGACUUGGGAUGUAAGGUUUAAAAUCAUGCACGGCUUGGCAUCAGCUCUGUUGUAUCUACACGAAGAAGGCGACCAUUGCGUACUACAUAGAGAUAUUAAAGCAAGCAACAUUAUGUUGGAUUCUAGUUUCAAUGCUAAACUCGGCGAUUUCGGGUUAGCUAGACUAGUCGACCAUGCGAAAGGGUCGCAAACGACACAAUUAGCCGGGACUAUGGGCUAUAUGGCACCCGAAUGCAUUUCAUCGGGAAAGGCUAGCAAAGAAUCUGAUGUCUAUAGCCUUGGAGUGGUGGCAUUGGAGAUUGCAUGCGGUAGAAGAUCGAUAGAGCCGAAAUACAAAGAAUCCCGGGCUUCAUUGGUAGCAUGGGUGUGGGACUUGUACGGAAAACAACUGUUGCUCAAUGCGGCUGACCCCAAACUAUCAGUGGAAUUCGAUGCUAGAGAGAUGGAAUGUUUGUUGAAGGUCGGGCUGUGGUGUGUUCAUCCAGACCAGAAUUCAAGACCGUCAAUAAGGCAAGCCAUUCGGGUUCUGAAUUUCGAGGCACCAUCACCAAAGCUUCCAAGUACGAGGCCUACUCCAACGUAUGAUGUACCGAUGGGCUGUGCAACUCAAGCAAGUGAGCCUUGUUGUUCUGUUGUUUGUAUUACUGUCCCGCGUUAG
Molecule: messenger RNA, 1617 nt
Organism: Hibiscus syriacus
Lineage: Eukaryota; Viridiplantae; Streptophyta; Magnoliopsida; Malvales; Malvaceae
Product: L-type lectin-domain containing receptor kinase IX.1-like
Exons: 1
Coding region: 1-1617 (538 amino acids)
Biological process (GO): protein phosphorylation
Cellular component (GO): plasma membrane
Molecular function (GO): protein kinase activity; ATP binding
Source: RefSeq, a predicted model, not a curated record